GCCCAAGACCCGACAUUCUCCCUUUUCGUCGCAGUGCUUCUAUCAAGUCGCCAUAACAAUAUCAUCCCAAACUCCUACGUAUUCUCGUUAGUUAUCGUGCUGUCAAGUUGAGCAUCCGAUUGCGGGAACAGCAUAUUACAGGUCACUUCCUAAAAGGGGCAUAAUGGACGGACUUAACGACUUCCGAACGGCACGGGUUGCCGAACUGCUCGAGGAAUUCCGAGCCAUACAGUGUUGUAUCGCCGACGUUUCAGUAGACCCUCCUUACCAAAGCGAUUAUCAUACCGAAGGCUGGGCAGCCUUACGCCAAUGCGCUCUGGAUGGCCAACACAUCCUUAACUGUGCGGCAGACGUUACAGUGCCCCGAACCAGAGGUGGCGAGUUGGAACAGAAAAAGGCAGAGUUGAAGCAAGUCCUCUUAGAUGCCUACUCCCGCAGACACGAAGCCCAGAAGAUCUACUUCCGACAAGACGCAGCACAGAGAUGGAUUAACAAUAGAGAGUCAGUUCUCCAGGGCCAGCGGCCGAGCUCUGCGCAUCGACACCAACUGAGAGCUUGUGAUGAACAGCUACGACUUGAACUUUCACAGAUCACAGACGAGUACGUUUACCAAUAUCUUCAGAAUUGCGACGUCAGCAUGAGCCAUUGGACGGGCGAAGACCCAAGUCUGUCGGCGGUUCGAAGAUGGGUACGGGCACGGCCGCAAACAACUUAACAACUUAAUCGCCACGGCGAGGCGAAGUACGCAAGCACACGGCGUAUCAUACUAUUUGGAGGCUAGUGGCUCGCUGUUAGCUUCAACUUUGGCGCGAGACUACGAGACAAGUUGUACGAUGGGAAACAUUUCUUACAGGUAUGAAAGGAUUUUUUUACGAAUGUCGCCAAUAGCAAGCGGAGGAUUCAAGCAGGUGAUAUCAGGACA
Molecule: messenger RNA, 922 nt
Organism: Daldinia caldariorum
Lineage: Eukaryota; Fungi; Ascomycota; Sordariomycetes; Xylariales; Hypoxylaceae
Exons: 4
Coding region: 164-715 (183 amino acids)
Source: RefSeq, a predicted model, not a curated record